AAGAAAACCCUUUCCCAAACCGUCCGGACUGGAAAGGAGCGACGAGGAGGCCGCCUUCGCCGAAGGAAAGAGACGCUGAGGGGAAAGUGGGGGCGUGUGUGGAUAAAAACGAAGAAGCCGCCGCCCGCCCGCCUUCCUUCCUCUGAGGGGAAGCCGGAGCCUCCCGUUGUCCGCAGAGCCAGCCCCGACCCGGACGAUUCUGGGGAGCUGCGAUGGCUGCACAGUCAGCGCCGAAAGUUGUGCUUAAGAGUACCACCAAGAUGUCUCUCAACGAGCGCUUCACUAAUAUGCUGAAGAACAAACAGCCGAUCCCGGUGAACAUUCGGGCCACCAUGCAGCAGCAGCAGCUAGCCAGCGCCCGAAACAGAAGGCUAGCCCAGCAGAUGGAAAAUAGGCCUUCUGUCCAGGCAGCCUUAAAACUCAAGCAGAAGAGUCUGAAACAACGCCUGGGGAAGAGUAACAUCCAGGCACGUUUAGGCCGCCCAGCCGGGGCGCUGGCCCGGGGAGCCUUAGGGGGCCGUGGAUUGCCGAUGGGUCAGAGAGGACUGCCCCGUGGAGCGAUGCGUGGCGGUCGCGGCGCCAGAGCCUUGCUGCGAGGAGGAAUUCCCCUGAGAGGACAGACCUUACUUCGGGGAGGCCGUGGCAUCGCCCCUCGGAUGGGCAUGAGAAGAGGCCUCAGAGGACGAGGCGGGCCGGGCAGAGGCGGGAUUAACAGAGGAACCAUGGGGCGUGGUGGCCUCGGCGGCCGAGGUCGGGGCAUGGCUGGCCGGGGAAGAGGCGGCUUUGGCCGAGGAAGAGGCAGAGGGAGAGGGCGAGGCACCACUCGCCCGGCGCUGACUAAAGAGCAGCUCGACAACCAGCUGGACGCGUACAUGUCGAAAACGAAAGGCCACCUGGAUGCGGAGCUGGAUGCUUACAUGGCCCAGACGGAUCCGGAAACCAAUGACUGAUGCCAGAGAUGCUUUCCUGAGGCAGAGGGCGGGUGUGCGCAUGUGUGUGUCCUCUCCCCUCUCUCCCCCUUUUCUGGAAGCCGAGGCCGACAGCAGCUGACAAUUCUGGGAUGACCUACAGACUGGGCACGGUGGGACAGGGCAGAAGAUGUCACUCUAAUGUGUUCUUUUUCCAUUUUGAUACUCUUGUGUUGUAUGAAACUUUGGGGAGGGUUUUUUAUAUAUACAUAAACAGACACACACACACGUACGCCUAUUUCUCAAAUGACUUUGAAAAUGAAUGUGACUGACAGACCCUAUGGAUGGCAUGGGUUUUAUGGGUGGCUCACAAGCGCUGAGCCCUCCAGAACGCUCUUCAUUUCUCUUCAGCGGGAAGAUGCAGCGCACGAAACACACACACACACCCGCCUCCAGUCCAGCCGAGGCUUGCUGUAAAUAGUAGGUCUGGUGCUUCUCGUGAGCCCUGACGUCUGGCAGCUACUGCUGCUGCUAUAAUUGCAUUUUGGGUUGGCUCCCAAACCCACCCACGACUUAUUGAUCUGCCUGAGCAUAAUGGUAUGGAUUCUUUCAGGAUCGUGAAUACGUCUUCGUUGAGUCUUCUCUCCUCCCUGUGAACCAAAGGGGGCUCGAAUUUGCCCACCCUGAGGUGGCUGAAAACAGUUGUGAUUGUCAUUUAAUCUUUUUUCUCUCUCUCACUCGUUCACGCUCUUGUUGCCAGCCUGCUGGUUGAGGUUUUUUUAAGGAAGCGUUUGCCUUGUCUGUUACUCUUGUUUCUUGUGAGCGCCAGUGUUCUGCUCCAGUUUCCAACGCCAUCUUGUAUUUUUUCCAGUUUAUUGUAAGAAACAAUUGCAGGGAAAGGAAAAAAAAUGUGUGUGUGUUUCCUUUUAUUGUGGAAAGCUGGCACUGAAAGACAUGAUUGUGUGAUACAAAUACAUGCCUACUAACAUUUCA
Pogona vitticeps (central bearded dragon) is the source of this 1901-nucleotide messenger RNA. RefSeq names its product chromatin target of PRMT1 (gene CHTOP). Lineage: Eukaryota; Metazoa; Chordata; Lepidosauria; Squamata; Agamidae. The record is from RefSeq and is a predicted model, not a curated record.